Mollisia scopiformis is the source of this 837-nucleotide messenger RNA. RefSeq lists its product as uncharacterized. Bases 1 to 837 code for a protein of 278 amino acids. Gene Ontology annotation, molecular function: oxidoreductase activity, acting on the CH-OH group of donors, NAD or NADP as acceptor. The transcript is spliced from 2 exons. The record is from RefSeq and is a predicted model, not a curated record. Gene Ontology annotation, cellular component: cytoplasm. NCBI's taxonomy places the organism in Eukaryota, Fungi, Ascomycota, Leotiomycetes, Helotiales, Mollisiaceae.
AUGUCGAAACCUGUGGCUAUUAUCACGGGAGCUGCGUCUGGCAUCGGGUUGAGCCUUACCCGUCACCUUCUCAGCUCUGGGUGGCGAGUGGCAAUGGCUGACCGCAACGAGGAGAAGGGCAGAGCUCUCGAAAAGGAGUUGGGUCCCGACGUGAUGUUCAUGAAGGUGGACGUUUCAAAAUAUGACCAGCAAGCAGCCCUAUUCCAAUCCGCAUUCGAAUGGGGCAACGGCCGCCUCGAUUUCCUCGCAGCCAAUGCAGGUAUUGAUGAUCGCCAAAGCUUGUAUGAAGGAGUGCUCAAUACACUCGGGCCCCCGCCAGAGUUGAACACGGAUUGCAUUCAAGUGGACAUGAUCGCGGUGCUGCAGGGUGUCUGGCUUCUAUCACACUAUGCACGCCGCAACAAAGUGCCCGGCGGGAAGGUGGUGAUCACUUGUUCGGGAGCCGGAAUCUACCCGAUGGAAACAAACCCGCAAUAUACAAUGGCAAAGCAUGGACUCAUCGGCCUUGCUCGAUCUGCGGGUCCACGCUUCAAGGAGGAGAAUGUGACAAUCAACUGCAUUCUUCCUGGUUUUGUCAAGACAGGGUUGGCACCUCCUGAGAUGAUAGACAGGAUGCCCCAGGAGUACGUGACGCCUAUGUCAACGGUGCUGCGAGCGUAUGAUAUGUUUCUGCGUAGCUCUAAAAUGACAGGUCAGGCGGUAGAGUUAUCGGGAGACCAGCUGCACUUUCACUCUGUCCCCAACUAUCCGGAUGAGAUCUCGAGAUGGUUACAUGAAGAUGCAAAGAAACUGUGGAGUGAGGUCUAUGCAGUAGGAAGUGCUCCAAAGUCAUCGUAG